This is a messenger RNA of Cuscuta epithymum, 7097 nucleotides long. Lineage: Eukaryota; Viridiplantae; Streptophyta; Magnoliopsida; Solanales; Convolvulaceae. The record is from the annotation of a GenBank genome assembly.
GGACUGGUGGAGGAGGGACGUGGCUGGUCACUGAGGCACUCGGGGUGUCUGCAAGGUGGCGUCGGGAUUGUACAUUCCACUAGUGGUUUGGUGACUCAAUAGUGGCAGACUGGUCACUAUUGAUGAUUGGUCAGUAUGACUAUGUCUAGUGACGGAUCAAUGAAGUGGUGGCUCCUCGAAAAGAAUAGGUCACUGUAAUCGACACUAGUUACUGGGGCGGGGAUAAUCACUGUAACCGGUGGUCAUUGGGCGGUGGUCACUGUCCUGGUUGGUCACUGUGGCAAUGGUAGUAAUUGUGACGGUAGUCAUUGGAGCGGUAGUAACUGAGAGGUGAUCAUUAGAGCGGUAAUAAUUGAGAGAAGGUCAUUAGAGAAUAAUAACUGAAACGGUAGUCAUUGGAGCGAUAAUAACGGGAUGGUAGUUAUUGAAGCGAUAGUAACUGAGACGGUAGUCACUGGAGCGAUAGUGACUGGGACUGUAGUCCCUGAAAAGGUAUGAUACGGACUUAGUAUAUUAAUAUAAAUAGUACUGAGUAUUUUAUUAAGUAAUUUUUAUAUGCUCAAAAAUAGGGUUUCAGGCCCUAUAGCUUAUUGAAGUGGGUUGGCCCAUUAGAAAUAGAAUAAAAGGGGGUAGGGGGGAGAAUAAACGGAGGCAGAAAAUCGGGACUGGGAAUUGGGAGUGUGAGGCCACUCGAAGAGUCUCAAUUGUUUUCCGUUUUCAGUACUUCAUAUCUAGGCUAUUUUCCUUUUCAAAGUUUAGUUCCUAUCAUUGGUAUCAGAGCCAUUGACGAUCGUUAUUCCUGCGCAUGGUCGUGACUCGAUCGAUAAUGGAGCAACGUGUAGAAAGCAUCGAACAAACCCUAGCGGAAGUGAAAACCACCGUGGACGAACUGCUGGGUCUGCGCGCAACGGUGGACGAACUGAGGAAUAUGAUGUUACACAGUAAUCGCCAGGGGAGGCGAGGACGAUCGCGGGUGUCUAAGCAACAUCGCCGGGAAGAAAGUGUGAACUCGUCGCAUACCACAGGUAAGUCCGACAGUUCUCAUGCUUCAUCCCAUACUCCGGAAACUGGUGCUGUAGACCGAUGUUAUGCUCGCACGGGCAGGAAGGUUGAUUUCCCUGUCUUUAAUGGGGAGGACGCACAUGGGUGGAUAAUUAAGGUAGAGAGAUUUUUCCGGUUGAAUCAAGUUAAAGACAAUGAGAAAAUUGAAAUGGUGGUGGUGGCUAUGGAGGACAAGGCUUUAAAUUGGUUCCAAUGGUGGGAAGAACGGACUACGGCUCGUACUUGGGAAAAUUUCCAGGACGCAGUUAUUCGACGGUUCCAACCGGAGAUGGUUCAAAACCCAUAUGGACCGAUGCUUAGUGUGAAGCAAACCAGGUCAGUUAUGGAGUAUAGGGAGAAAUUCGAACGGGUCGUAGCCCCCCACAGGAACACUGACAAUGAGAUGCUUAAGGGUAUUUUCAUGAAUGGCUUGAAGGAUGAAAUCAAAGCCGAACUGAAAUUGCAUCCAACUCAAUGUGUGACAGAGAUCAUGGAUCGGGCACUUCUCCUGGAAAAGAAAAAUGCGGCUCUGAAAAUAAGAGGAAGCAAGGAGGAAGAUAAGGGAGUAUGUAACGGCCUGUUUGGAUUGAGUGUUGAGGAGUGUUAGGGAGUGUUUGCAACUGCUUAAAAAAGCACUUCUCAGCUUUUGGCUUAAAAAAGCACUUAUUUACCAAACCCUACCAAUUUUUACUUUUUCUCGGCUUGCGUGUGAAAAGUGCUUUUCCCUUUUCUAUUACACAAAAAGCACUUAUUUUACCAAACACUACCAACUUUUACUUUUCAAAUUCACUUUUUUUUCAAACACUAUCAACUUUUACUACUAAUCACUUUUUCCUUACAUCUCCAAAAGUGCUUUUUUUAAGCAGAAGCAGUUGCAAACACUCCCUUAGUAAUGGAAGUGUUAGUAAGUGUUGAUGCUAACACUUGUUUGGGAGAAAAAUCCAGAGGUGUUAAGAAGUGUUAGUAAUGGUUAGGAAGUGUUAAUAAUAACCUUCCCAAUACCUCAAUUGUCCAUUUUUUUAACACCACGAUUUGGAGUGUUUUGAGGUGUUGGACAAUUAUUACCCUUCUCAUUUACCCGAAAAACAUAAAAUGCUUCGACAUUUCACUUCGAAUGUCUUUCCCACGGGUCUGAUGGUUUGUUUUUUCAUCUCUUCUCUUUACUCGUUUCUUUUGCCUCAAGGUAAAAUUAUUAACACUUCCAUUAUUAACACUUCAUUCAUUUGACUCUCCCAAACAAGGUAAAAUUAUGUCUAACACUUACACUUCCCUUCCCUUCCGAGCCCUUACUAACACUUACUAACACUUCCAUUACUAACACUUCCAAACACUCCAUCCAAACAGGCCCUAAAGAGAAAGGGGGGGCUGUAUCCAAGCCUCAACAUUUGAGAGAAGGGAACUGGUGGAGAACUGAUCAAAACAAUAUCAACCUGACUGAGAAGGUUUCUGCCCAUAUCAACGCAAAGGAAGCACCAAAACUAAACCCCACAUGAGAGGGAGGUCAAAGGUUGACACAAGAAGAGUUAGAAGAAAGAAGCAAGAAAGGCCUAUGCUUCAAAUGUGGAAACAGGUGGAGCAAAAAACAUGCUUGUGGAAUGAAACACUAUCAAUUUGUCUUAAUCGAAGAUACAAAAGAAGAGAAAGGAACAGAAAAUCCACUAACGGAAUUGGAGGAAGCUGAAAACUCCAUGAAACCAAACACCCGAUCAAUCUCUUAUCAUCCACCUUGAGGACAAGGUGGUUUUCAAAGGGGGGAGUGAUGAUACGGACUUAGUACUAAUAUAAAUAGUACUGAGUAUUUUAUUAAGUAAUUUUUAUAUGCUCAAAAAUAGGGUUUCAGGCCCUAUAGCUUAUGAAGUGGGUUGGCCCAUUAGAAAUAGAAUAAAAGAGGGUAGGGGGGAGAAUAAACGGAGGCAGAAAAUCGGGACUGGGAAUUGGGAGUGUGAGGCCACUCGAAGAGUCUCAAUUGUUUUCUGUUUUCGGUACUUCAUAUCUACGCUAUUUUCCUUUUCAAAGUUUAGUUCCUAUCAAGGUAGUAACUGGGACGGUGGUCACUGGAAUGGUAGUAAUUGGAACGGUGGUCACUGGAGCGGUAGUAACUGAGAUGAUGACACUGGAGCAGUAAAAGUAAAUUGGGCCGGUGGUCACUGAAGCAGUAGUAACUGGGAUGUUGGUCACUAGAACAUUUGUCAUACAAUUUUCAUAUCUUAAUAUUUAUCUUUAGAAAUAAUAUUAAAAUUAGAAAAACAUUAAUUGUCAUAGACUUGAUAAAAAACAUUUGUCACUGGUGCAUGGUUACAGAUGUCAUUGAAACCAUAUUCAAUUAACAAAAACAUUAAUUGUGAUAGUGCAUUGCUACGUUUAAGUGUCUUACGGAAGGCAUUAGUUACGGUGCAAUGAAUAGUUAGGAAGGAAGGGCUAAUUAGUAAAGAAUGUGCUCAUUACUCACAUUUUUGGAAAUUAAGAAAAAGGUCUCUGAUAGCGUAUUAAUUCUAGAGAGAAGUGAGAGCUAGAGAGAGAAAGUGAGUAAUUAUAUUUCUCAACUUGGAACCCCCUAUAAUUAGCCCCUUGGGGUCUAUUUAUAGGUAAAAAUGUGGUCUUGGGCUCCUAGCCUUGGGCUUAGGAGGCCCAUUACAAUAAUCAUGCCUUCUUUGGGCGAAAUAAGGCCACUAAUGGGCUGUGUACAACACUUAGUAAAUACAGUGAAAAAUACAUUCUGCCUGGACGAAGUCCGGAUGAUGCGGUCCAUGGACGAUGCGGAUCCUGGGUUUUGCCCAAGGAUCCAGUCGAUAUCUUCUUUCUUGGACGUUGCGCGCCUCUGGACGAUGCGGGUGUCCUGCUGGUGUCUUUUGGGCCGUUGAGUAUGUGGGCCAUGGGGUCCGGGCCCAUAUACUCUAUCAGGAGUCCCCCACUCUCUGAGCUGAGGUGAAGCCGAAGCGAAAGGGAGUACUUGUUCCUUUCUGGCUGGCCAUCGCGUGAGCCUAAGGUGCUCGGUGGCCGAAGAGGUUUUCUUUUGAAUUUUAUCCGAAGGGGUUUCUUCAUUUAAUGAAGACGAAGCGCCCUUGGGAAUUCACAACCUUGAAACGGGCCGAUGCACUCCCCCGUGGGAGUGCUUUUAUGACGAAGCGAUACGUUCUCCUAUCCGUAGAUGUGAAUUUUUGGUGCGGAUAAACUAGCAUGUUCCCUUGUCAUUUGUUGGGGCCGGAGAGCUCCUUUAUAACUUUUUGUCCGCAGCGGUAGUCCUUGUCUUAUGAAGUGAAGAUGGUUGAUUCCAUCAAUGUGGACGAUGCGAUGCACGUCUUUGACUUGUCAUGCAGCCGAAGCGUUUUUGACUUGUGGGUUCUUGUUAUGGUGAGCCGACGCAGUCCUCCCGGGGGACGCGGCCGUUGCGCGCUAGAUCUCGUAUUUUGGGUUUUUGAUUUUUGGGCUCUGUGGCCGACGCGACUCGCAAUGCUAUUUGAGGUAGCUGAUGCGACUCUCAAUGCUUAUUUAAGGUGAAUUGUCCGUCUUUUGUUGCUGGUGAGCCGUAGCGCACCCUUUGUAUUAAGGCCGUUGCGCUUCCUUUUCUUGUGCCGAUACAGUCCCCCAGUCCCCCACUCCGUUGGCCGAAGAGUAUCUGAGGCACAAGGGAGUAAUGAGCCGUUUUGGUACCUAUGCGUUAGUCGCGACUCCAACCCUUAGGCGAACCUGUCCAAGGUAACCCUGUGGGAGAACCCUUGGACGAAGGCCGCAAUGCCAGGGUUAUCAUCGACGAUGCGCGCAUAGGCGGCCGUAGCGGUCUAUUUAAAGUUCCUUGGGUUGUUGUGAGGACGUUGAGUUUAGGUUGAUGCGUUCCUUUUUAUCGGAAGUAUGGGCCGAUGCCUGCUUUGGAGCUUUGUGGUAGUUGGGCCGUAGCGGUAUUCAGCCGAUGCCUUGCUCUUUUGUAAGGUUGAGUUGGGCCGUAGGGGUGCUUGCAUGAGUGAUUUUGGAUUGGUACCCCUUGAUUGGUUGGCGGAGAGGUGGCCGUUGGUGGAGCCAAUGGGAUGGCGACACGUGUAGUGACCGUUGGAAGGCCUCUAUAAAUACCCCCUCAUUCCGAAGCCGCUUCCUCAUUUGUUCAUGAAUCUUUACCGUAUCGGCCGAGGGAGCCAUGAGAACUGUGCUGGCUAUGCGGCCCUCCAGCAACUGCCGAAGAAGAGGUCAUUCACUGACCUUCCCUCAUCGAUUCAUGGGUGGAAAGCUAAGUUUUGUUUCGUGAAGUUGGCCGAUGGGGUCUUUUUCCCCUCUCAAGGUCAUAAUGGUGUAUUUAACCUGCACAAUCCGCCGAGGAGUGCUGAGAUUGAUGCCCAAGUGGAGGCCUUCCUAAAGGGUGGGCCGUGGAGUGUAGAUAAAUACAUCACUGAGUUUAAGAUUGCCGCCCUUGGGAUGAUGCGGUACUUCAUCCCCGGAGAUCCUGAUUGUGGACUGUGGCCGAGGAUGUCUGGUUAUUUCGAGGAGGCCGAAGGGCCUUACCUCGGUGUCCCCGCCGAUGCCGAAGGUUGAUUUCUUUCCCUUGACUCCCCUUAUGAUUUGCUUUGCUUGUUUUUCUAACUUCUUUGUUUUUUUUGCAUCUGCAGACUUCACCAUGAGCCGUAAGUUGUUCAUGACCCAGGCCAAGAAGAUGGUGGACAAGGAGAUGCAGGCUGCUCAGCAUGCCGAAGCGUCUAAGGCUUCAGGUGACGGCUCCAAGAGUCAAGCCGAUGCCGCGAAGAAGGCGGCGGCCCAGAAGAAGAAGAAGAGGCCCACCGAGGGUCAGCAAACUCUGACCGAAGCCGGGUUGAAGCCGGCCCAGGGUGCUAAGAGGCCGAAGCAGGGUUUGCCCUCUGGUGAUGCCGCUACGGCUGAUGCGCAGGCUGCGGCUCAAAAAGAGCAGGUUUCUGAUGUCCAUGUGAUUGAGGACCUGACCCUGAAUGAGGCAUCGGCUGCCCUUGUCCCUACGUCUCUGAUUUCUGGUAAGAAUGCCCAGGCAAGCUCCCGGAGCGGCCGUGAUUUAGCCUCCGGGUUGUAUGAGGUGACGGUCCGGUAUCCGACAAAGGGUGGGCUAUUCAACGAGAGGGUCUCUAGCCACGAUGUCUUGUUCCAAGCCAUUCCUGAUGAGGACAGGGCGUAUCUACGUCGGCAAGGCAAGGAAGUGCGCCUUUUUGAUGGAGGGUUGGACUACGUCGUCCAAGGUGCCUUGAUGCUGAUGGAGCAGCACCGUCGGCAGGAGGAGGAGAUUGCUCGCCUUCAGGAGGCUGAGAAAAGAGCUGCUUCGGCCGAUGAGGCCUUGGCUUCCCUUGAGCUGCUCCGAUCCGAGGUCGGCUCGCUGAAGGAGAUGGCCGAUGUGGCCGAAGCACGGGCCGCUGCAGCUGAGGCCAAAUUGGAGGGGGAGGCCGCAGCUCGCCGGUUGGCAGAAGAGAAGGCGAAGAAGGCCGAGGAGCUGAAGGCCGAAGCGGAGAGGGCUGUCGAGAAGGCUGUUGAUCUGUUCAUGGCCGAGGGGUGGAAGGCCGAUGAACAUCGCCAGUUCUGCUUCAAGGUGGUGGCCGAUCGCUUCCAGGCUUGGUCACAAGAAGAUCCGGCCGGCCAGGCUUUUUGGAAGCAAGAGAUGGAGGUCUUUUAUGACCUAGGCCAGCGGCGCAUGCAGAUGCUGGUCUACCGGAGGCUUCGUCGGCGUGUAAAGAAUCUGAAGCCGCAAGGGAUCGGCCUUCCUCGCCUGAUGAAGGACCCUGAGGAAGAAUUGAAGCUUCCUCUGGCCGAAAGGCAGCGUCCUAUUUUGAGCUCUGAUGAGGAGAAGGAGCCCUAGACUGAAAGUGAUGACUACCUUUUCAGGAGUUCGGCCAAGUCGAAAACCGCCGAUGAUGUCGAAGACGAUGCCGACAGUGGGGCUGUUGAGGGUGGCCAAGGACAGGCCGGAGAUGUAGCUUAGUGUUAUUCCUUCUCUCUUUUUUUUGUCUUAGACGUAGCGUCUGGUAGAUUAGUCAUUGGCCGAAGUGCCCCCCUGAUGUACUUGACAUCCGAAUUUAAUGAACUCUUUUGUCUUUGAAUGAAUGUGUUGCUGC